AUGCCCUUGCCUGAGCUCGCGGCAGACGGCGACGCGCAGCAAUGCGAGCUGUUCUCCAACGCGGCGUCCUACGCCAUCCAGCUGCUGCUGGGCGUGAUCGCCAUCGCGACGCUCUGGUACAAGCGGCACGUGGAGCGGCCCCGGCGGCCGCUGCAGAUUUGGCUCAUGGACGUCGGCAAGCAGAUGAUCGGCGCGUCGACCGGCCACUUCAUGAACCUCUUCGUCUCAAUCCAGAUGCCGCCCGUGACGGACGAGUGCGCGUGGUACUUCCUCAACUUCCUCGGCGACUGCACGCUCGGCAUGAUCGUGAGUCUCGCGUUCCUGCGGCUGCAGCAAGAGCUGGCGUUCUCCAUGAACUGGGUCAACAUCCAGGAGAGCGGCGACUAUGGCAACCCGCCGUCGUAUCGGGUGUGGCUGCUGCAGCUGUCCGCGUGGUUGGUGAUCAUCCUCUUCUCCAAGGCCAUCGUGGUGUCCGUGAUGAUCGCGGCUUCGACGCCGUUAGGGCUCCUGGGUGAACUUCUCUUCCACUCGCUGCACGGAUACCCCUUCGCGGAGCUGGUGUUGGUGAUGAUUGUGUGUCCGAGUUUCCUCAAUGUGGUGCAGUUCUGGAUCCAAGACAGCUUCCUCAAGCGCGACGUUAGUGUGCUGCCCACGGCGUACGCGCGCUUCCGCCAUUCGUUCGAGGAGUCUCUGCAGACCAACCUGCUUACUCAUUCUCACGAGUAAGCGGUCGGUCGUCCCGGGUGGCAGGGGUCAAUACCGUAAGCGGACUAAUGGAUCAGAGGCCGAGAAGGCCCCAAUGUGAUGAU
This is a messenger RNA of Phytophthora sojae, 809 nucleotides long. RefSeq lists its product as hypothetical. Lineage: Eukaryota; Oomycota; Peronosporomycetes; Peronosporales; Peronosporaceae. Bases 1 to 726 code for a protein of 241 amino acids. The record is from RefSeq and is a predicted model, not a curated record. The transcript has a single exon. Gene Ontology annotation, cellular component: membrane.